Molecule: messenger RNA, 5248 nt
Organism: Bombus impatiens (common eastern bumble bee)
Lineage: Eukaryota; Metazoa; Arthropoda; Insecta; Hymenoptera; Apidae
Gene: chb
Product: CLIP-associating protein 1-A
Exons: 26
Coding region: 459-4829 (1456 amino acids)
Biological process (GO): mitotic spindle assembly
Cellular component (GO): spindle microtubule; cytoplasmic microtubule; microtubule organizing center
Molecular function (GO): microtubule binding
Source: RefSeq, a predicted model, not a curated record
AGACAGUCGGCACUAAGGAAUGAAAAUGGCGUCGCGUGUACGGUGCCGAUGAUUUUCGUUACGUUACAUUAUCUUUUGUGCAUAAUACAAGCGAAACGUGAGCGAUGUUUCUUAUUUAAAGGUGGAAAGUUUCGCGGAAUCCUGUAUGAGAUAUCGUUUAAUAACAUCACUGGCGUAGCGUCAUAAUUUCGGUGUAACUCGCGCGACGACGAUCGUGUGUGUGAGAGAAUCAGGGAAAAAGUACUGUUUUGCGUAUGGCUUUUAAAUCGCACGGACAGUUCCGCCUCGCCGAUAUACGUGUUCUCGGUGGCGAACGUCGUUGACAUGACGAAAGACGCGUGUUUCGUUCUCGUGCAUCAUGAAACCACGAUGAGCUAUGUGCUUUGACGUACACGAGUGAAAUCUAGUUUCGUUCAAAGACUCGCAAAGGUGUGGAGACGUCGUGCGUGUUGGCCACCAUGGCGGUGAAUCCGCGUGAUAUGGACGGUUUUAUGCCGCUCCUGUCAACGACUGACAUCAAGAAAAAGUUAAACGUUGGUAGUUUGCUGUUGAAUUACUUGGGAGAUGCGACCAAGAGCAUCGAGUGUCAAGACAUCGGACAGUUUAUCGACAACAUCAUACCAUGGUUGAGCAACGGCAACCCCAAGGUCGUGCAGAAUGGUUUAGAAAUCCUCACGUUUCUCGCGGAUCGAAUGGGUCACGACUUCAAGCCUUACAUUUCCACUAUUAUUCAGCCAACGAUAGACAGACUAGGUGACAGCAAGGAUGCGACACGGGAAAAGGCGCAACUGGUGCUUCUCAAAAUAAUGGAGAAAGGGUGUAUGUCUCCUCAACAACUCUUGGACAGACUGCGACCGGCCUUUAGUCACAAAAAUGCAAAGUUACGAGAGGAAGCACUGAUUCUACUAACCACGACGUUGAACGAGCACGGCGCUGAUGAAAUGAUACUGUCCGGAGUGAUUCCAAGUAUCGUGAAAUUAUUAUCGGAUCCAUCCGAAAAAGUGCGAGAAACUGCUUUAAACACAUUGGCGGAUAUCUACAGACACGUUGGUGAAAGAUUACGAGUGGAUUUGCAGAGAAAGCACAAUGUACCGCAAGCUAAAUUGCUGUUGCUGAUAGAAAAAUUCGAUCAGCUGAAAGCCGCUGGCGACUUGCUGCCUCUGGCCAUGUCUUCGGACGUUGGCAAAACCACCGAUGAAACGGACAGAGCGAUUAAAUCGGCUCCUGUGAAAAGGUUAGCUGCUGCUGCUGCUGCUGCUCCUCCGAAAAGAGGACAAUUCGGUCCUGCGAAAGCUCCAUCUUCAGCUCUAGCUCAGCCUGGUAAUAAAUCUUCCAUGGUUCCAAGGGCUACGACCGUCAAACGAAACGUGUCAGUAAAACCGACACCAGGUCAAGCUGGCGCCGUCGACGAGGAAACUUUCCUUACAGCGUUCGAAGAUGUGCCAUCUGUAAAUUUGUUUUCCGCAAAAGAUCUCGAAGAGCAGAUGAAAAUCAUAAGAGAAAAUGUUGGUGACGAUAAAAAAGAUUGGAAACAAAGGACAGAGAGUAUGAAAAAAUUAAGAGCAAUCGUUAUAGCGGGCGGUACGAAUUACGAAAACUUUUUAGAAAACUUGAAAAGCGUGCAAAGAUCUUUCGAAGUUGCUUGCACGGAUCUUAGGUCGCAAGUGGUAAGGGAGGCGUGCAUUACCUUAGCGUUUCUUAGUCAACAGUUAAAAAAUAAAUUCGCUAGUUUUGGAGAAGCAGUCUUACUCACCUUAAUGAACCUCAUACAAAAUAGUGCCAAGGUUGUGGCAACAGCUGGUGCCGUAGCCGUGAGGUUUAUUCUUCAGAAUACGCAUUACAGUCGUUUCGUGCCAAUUAUCACAUCCUGUUUAAGUCACAAGAGCAAAGACAUACGUCGAGCAUCGUGCGAAUAUCUAAAUCUAAUUUUACAAAUAUGGCCUACUCAAAUAUUACAGAAACACUUGACCAUCUUACAAGAUACGAUCAAGAAAGGUAUCGCCGACUCGGAUUCGGAAGCAAGAGCCUUUGCCAGGAAGUCAUAUUGGGCAUUCAAAGAUCAUUUUCCGGAACAAGCAGAGGCAUUGCUCAACAGCCUCGACACCGCGUACAAACGCUCGUUGAUGUCCCUUAGCAAUAGCGGCAGCAUUAACAGUCUGAACGUAGUGACGAGAUCGGCCAGCGUUAGUCCUCGAACAUCCAGACCAGUGAUGAGCGCCACAGGUAGUACGGAAAAUUUGCAUCAGUCUUCGGGUCAACCCCAUGGCCCGCUCAGACGAACUCCCUCCUUGCCACGGUCUUAUCGUCAGUCUGGUAUUCCAGUUCUCCAAAGACCCACUGAUAGUCAUUAUCGUGCAACUCCGGGCGUUAGAUCUACUAGCGCGAUAGAUUUGCAAGCCGCGCAAAGAGCUAAAGCGAGAAUGAUGUACGCGAAUAUGAGCAGACAGAAAGCGUCCCUUCCACGACCUAGCAAAUCACCGGACACAACCGCCGUUGCUAGUCCAGAAAGAACCGCGAGAACAAGGACCAGAGUAUCCGGAGUGUCGCAAUCUCAGCCUAGCAGCAGAUCGGGAUCACCGUCCUCGAGACUCAGUUAUGCAACGUACAAUCGCGAAGGAGAAUCGUUAAUCGCAAGACCUAGACGGUUAUCCGGCCACGGGAUCAGAAGUACCGGUAACAGUCGUGAACCAAGCCCGCAAAGAUUUGGAAUGGAUAGAAGUUUCGCGAGCAAAAUACGGGGAAGAAGUUUACAUAUGUCUCCGACGGACAGGCCUCAAUCCAGACCAGUUAUGGCACAAAAGAUGCUGCAGCAGUCGCGUGAAGCGGAAUCAGCGUUGGCGGACGCGCUUACCUUCGAAAAUAUCGACAAUUACCCAAGAACACCGAGAGGAAAGGGCGAUCACAGCGAUGACAGUGAAACCAGCAGCAUAUGCUCCGAACGAAGUAUGGACAGCUUUAGGCGACCAAACGAUGAUAUCAAGGAAAUCAUAGAGAAUUGCGCGCAUAAACAUUGGGGCGAUAGGAAAGAAGGUUUAGUCGGAUUGCAACAUUUUCUGUCAAAUGGAAAUACGCUUACAGCCACGGAAUUGCGCAAAGUAACAGACAUCUUUACGAAAAUGUUCAUGGAUUCUCAUACGAAAGUAUUCAGUUUAUUUUUGGACACACUGAAUGAAUUAGUAGCUACUCACAGCGAAGAUCUCGGUGACUGGCUUUAUGUUUUGUGUGCUCGACUUUUGAAUAAAUUAGGCACCGAUUUACUUGGCUCGAUACAAGCGAAAAUACACAAAACGCUCGAGGUGGUUAGGGAAUGCUUCCCCGGAGAGCAACUUUUGCCGGCUGUAAUGAGGUAUCUGACGGAUCCAACGCAAACGCCAAAUUCUCGUGUAAAAAUAGCCACACUCGUGUUUAUCACGCAAAUAGCAGAAACGGCAGAACCGUCUGCUCUUAUUAACUCUGCUGGGACGGCGCUCGCAAGGUUACUCGACUGGUCGAACGAUGUUAAAAGCCAAGAUGUCAGGAGGCAUGCACAAAAUGCUGUUAUAUCGCUGUAUAAUUUGAAUCCUCCGAAAGUCACUAUGAUAUUAGCUGAAUUACCCAAGUAUUAUCAGGAGGCGGCACUGCCUUUAGUGCAAAAUCACUUGAGGAAAUCGUCGGGUUCGAGUAAUCCCGCGUCCCCUGGAACUCCGCCUCCUAGGGCGCAGAGCUCACCAGCUCGUUCGAAAGGUAAAGGUGACAUUGACAAUGCGGAUGAAAACUUGGAAGAAGUUUAUAAAUCUUUAAGGCGUACGACGGCGGAGAUACAAAAUUAUGGUUUCGAACGUUUAGAAAGAGCAACUACCAGCAAAGACAGCGGAAUCAGCAAUAUGGCUGAUGUCGAGGAAAAGAUGGAAGGACUUACAUUAUGCAACUCGGGUCGUUCGUCUUCUGUUUCUUCGCCCACGCAAAGGGGACGAUCUGUGACUAACAUUACAGUUAAUGGUUCAAGCGAUACGAUCGCCGGGGAUCUUAUCCUACCUCAGGAAAAUAAUGGUUACAAAACGCAUGGGUCAUCACCCGAUUCGAUAAAAAGGCCAGAAGUUUUAGAUAAUAUGAUUAAAACGUUACAAUCCAAGAUGACACAAACCGAAGAAAAAGUAUCGGCUCUACAAGAAUUUCAAUUGUACGUUCGCGAAGGAGAUGCUUUGUACAUUAAACAGAAUUUCAAAAAGCUGCUCAAAACGUUGUUAGAUAGUUUGACCAACGAUAGCAAGAAAAUGCAAGUAGAAGUACUUCAAACUUUAAUCGAUAUGCUUAAAUGUCCAGAACUUGUCGACAGUUUUUCCGUCUAUCCUGAAUUGCUGGUUUUAAAAGUAAUUAACGCGUAUAAAUUAGACGACCAGAAACAAGAUUCUUCCACUAGUAGCAAUUCAAGAUCUCCAGUUCUCUGGAUGGCGGAAAAAUGUGCUGCAACGAUAGCGAUGGUUCUAAAGCCAGAACAAGUGAUUCACCUAGUAUCGACUAUAAUAACUACCGAACCAUAUCCCCUGAAUAUGGGCGCGAUAAAAAUGCUUCACAAGGUUGUGGAACAUUGGGGUCGCGAUGCGAUAGAACCUCAUUUGUCGAAAGUCAUGCCCGGUCUCAUCAAAGCGUACGAUGACAAUGAAAGCGCGGUACGUAAAAGCGCCGUGUUUUGUAUGGUAGCGAUACAUUUGGCAGUUGGCGAAGAAUUGUUGAAACCUCAUCUCAGCUGCUUGUAUACCAGCAAACUGAAGCUUUUAAACAUUUACAUACAACGCGCGCAACAAGCGAACAGUCAGCCGGCAAGCCCACGUAGCAAUAGUAAAAAUUAACUAACAUCAAACUCCGCGACGCUUAGGAUCGCGAUACUUAAGAGAUUUGCCCGUUUGAGUGCAAGGCAUGAACGAAUGCUGGUUAGCUUCCUCAGUAAGUCGAAUCCGUGAUGGCUACGAUCGAGCAGUAAAACGAUACAUGUCGAUGUUUUUCAAUACGAUAGACUGAUCUACAUGAUUUCACGGCAAGGUGUAUUAACGGCAUACCUGAACUCCUGACAGUGAUGUUGCACAAAGACAGGUAGUAUGCAAGUUAUUUACGCGUAUUGUUUCGUUUACGGAAAAUCUAUGCCUGUUUCAAAGACAGAAUCGCUUUAGAUAUAAGGUUCAUUGAGUCAUAAUACACAUGUAUUUUUUAUCGAUACGUUACAUCCUGAUAUUAAGUUGCAGCGUUGUUUCUUAUUUUAAGAAAAGGGGGA